CUUUUUAUUUUUCACCUGAAAUCGCGAAAGAUUCAAAGAAUUCAACUCGACAAUGAAAAGCCACGGGACAGAAAGAAGCGCCAUCUUUUUCAAUCAAUAGCCCCUAUUCACGCCCUAUUUUUUAACGGUAAGCCCCUCUUCUUUAACUUAGACGAAAUAAAGUCAUCCCUCUUACCUAAAAAUAUUCAACUCCUCUUUCUUGAAAGCAUCGUUCCCUCUAUCACACGCGAAACCCCACAUUUCAUACAAAAACCCCCAAAAUUCAAUUCCACCUCAUUCGAAACGCCCAAACACAAUCCUUUUGAUUUCCAUUUCAAACAGCCACAGCAAUUCUCUGCUUUCAUCUUCUUGUAAAAGGCCAGAGAAAAGAAUCUAUUGCCCAAUUUCCGAUGGAAAAUUACGAUCCCUACCGCUAUCCGUACCCUCCUCCGGAAAAUUCCAAUUCCGGCCCUCCGCCACCCUACAAUCCUUAUCAAUACGAUCCACACCAUUCAUUUCCAUCGCAGCCGUACCCUCCUCCUUACCAGAGUUAUUCUGGACCGUUGGAUCAUCGUCCUUCUCACCACUCCGGGCCGCUCUUCCAAUCUCCACCUCUUUAUCCCUAUCCAUCCCUGAAUUCUCCAUCAUUUUCGUAUCCGAAUUCCAAUUACGCCCCUCCUCCGCAGCCGAGCCUGCAGUAUCAUGGCAGCUUCCAGUACAGUUCUUCGUUUCAAUAUUCUCAGCAGGGGUCGUUCCCGUCGGAUGUUUAUCCGCCCGCGAAGCCGCUUUCCCGGAUGAAUAGCUCUCCUGAUUACCGCAGUCAGGAAAGCUCUGUCUCGUCCAAUCACGGUGAGUCUGGCUCGUCUUCUCUCUAUCCAUUGGAAAAUCUCAUGGCCACAGUUCGCUUAAAUGAUCAAGGCUCUUCUGGCCAAGAUUCCCCAUUGGUCUCGAAUUCGGCGCAUGGGUUUCAGAGUCAGAAUUUGAUGUACUGUCGGUCGGAGUUGGUUUACGGGUACCCCGAUCAUUCAUUCUCCGGGCAUUCUGGCAGUUCCUCUCCACAGAGUCCUGUUCCGCCAUUGCCAUUUGUCGGGUCCCAGCAAGGUCAGAAUCUACAAAUGGUGCCAUUCCAGCCAUCAAAAGCAUCUCUGAAGGUGCUUCUGCUGCAUGGCAACCUAGAUAUUUAUAUCGUUGAGGCGAAGAACCUUCCGAACAUGGAUAUGUUCUCUAAGACGUUAAAGGACAUGUUUGGGAAUUUGCCCAGCAAUGUGGGCAGCAAGAUGGAAGGUCAUAUUCCCCGUCCGCAUUCAAUGACGAGCGACCCAUAUGUCUCAAUUGUGGUGUCAAAGGCUGUAUUAGGCCGGACAUAUGUGAUCAGUAAUAGCGAGAACCCCAUUUGGUGGCAGCACUUUUACUUUCCAGUCGCACAUUAUGCUGCGGAAGUCUGCUUCGUCGUCAAGGACAGCGAUAUUGUGGGGUCCCAGUUUAUAGGGACCGUGGCAAUCCCGGUCGAGCAGAUAUACUCUGGAGCAAAAGUCGAAGGAUAUUUCCCAAUCCUUAAUUCGAAUGGGAAACCUUGUAAACCGGGAGCUGUUUUGCGGCUUUCUCUCCAGUACAUUCCAAUUGCAAAACAGACCAUGUACGACUAUGGAGUCGGGGCUGGCCCUGAUUACCACGGGGUGCUGGGCACGUACUUCCCCCUCAGGAGGGGCGGGAAAGUUACGCUUUAUCAGGAUGCCCAUGUUCCCGAAGGUUGCCUUCCCGAUCUGAGGCUGGAUAAUGGAAUGCGGUUUGAGCAUGGGAAGUGUUGGCAGGACAUCUUUGACACGAUAAGGCAGGCCCGGCGGUUGAUUUACAUCGUGGGGUGGUCGGUGUUCCACAAAGUCAGGCUGGUUCGAGACGCAGGUUAUGGCUCGGAUUGCACUCUGGGGGAUCUUCUCCGGACCAAGUCGCAAGAUGGUGUGAGAGUUUUGCUUCUUAUCUGGGAUGAUCCUACUUCAAGAAAAAUUUGGCUUCUUCAAACGGGUGGAGUCAUGCAAACCCAUGAUGAGGAGACUCGUCGGUUUUUCAAGCAUUCCUCAGUGCAAGUAUUACUCUGUCCCCGGUCUGCUGGAAAACGACAUAGCUGGGCAAAACAACAGGAAGUUGGAGCAAUCUAUACGCACCAUCAGAAAACUGUCAUUGUGGAUACUGAUGCUGGUAAUGGUAAGAGAAAAAUCACAGCUUUUGUUGGAGGACUUGAUUUAUGUGAUGGGCGAUAUGAUACUCCAAAGCAUUCUAUACUCAGGACAUUGCAAACAGUGCAUAAAGAUGACUAUCACAACCCUACUUUCGCGGGUACUGAUCUCAGUUGUCCGCGAGAACCAUGGCAUGAUUUGCAUUGUAAGAUUGAGGGUCCUGCAGCAUAUGAUGUCCUCACUAACUUUGAGGAGCGCUGGUUAAAAGCUUCAAAGCCCCAUGGAAUUAAAAGAUUGAAGAAGUCAUUGUAUGAUGAUGCAUUGCUCAAGAUUGAUAGAAUUCCUGAUAUUGUUGGGAUGCACGAUGCUCCAUGCUUAAGUGAGAAUGAUCCAGAAGGUUGGCACGUGCAGGUUUUCCGUUCCAUUGAUUCAAAUUCAGUGAAAGGAUUCCCAAAGGAUCCAAAAGAUGCAACAAGCAAGAACCUGGUUUGUGGGAAAAAUGUACUGAUCGAUAUGAGCAUACAUACUGCAUAUGUAAAGGCUAUCCGAGCUGCCCAACAUUUCAUAUACAUGGAGAACCAGUACUUUCUCGGGUCAUCAUAUAAUUGGUCCAAAUACAAUGAUCUAGGUGCUAACAAUUUAAUACCAAUGGAAAUUGCUCUUAAGAUUGCAAACAAGAUCAAAGCAAAUGAGAGAUUUUCUGCCUAUAUAGUUAUCCCAAUGUGGCCUGAAGGUGAUCCGACAAGUGUUCCUACACAGAGGAUUCUUUUCUGGCAGAAUAAAACAAUGCAAAUGAUGUAUGAGAUAAUUUAUAAGGCCUUGGAAGAGGUUGGGCUCGAGAAAACAUAUGUGCCGCAAGAUUAUUUGAAUUUUUUCUGCCUUGGCAAUCGUGAGGCUGCAGAUGGAACUGAUGCUUCAUGUGGAAGUCCUGCGUCAAACACUCCCCAAGGACUUGCUCGAAGGAAUCGGCGGUUCAUGAUCUAUGUUCAUUCUAAAGGCAUGAUAGUAGAUGAUGAGUAUGUGAUCAUUGGAUCUGCAAACAUCAACCAGCGCUCCUUGGAGGGUACCAGAGACACUGAGAUUGCCAUGGGCGCCUACCAGCCCCACCACACAUGGGCAAGGAAACUAUCGAGUCCACAUGGGCAGAUCUACGGCUACAGAAUGUCCUUGUGGGCAGAGCACCUUGGAUUGCUUGAAGAUUGUUUCUUCCAUCCUGAGAGCCUUGAAUGUGUUAGACGGGUUAAUGAACUGGCAAAGUUGAAUUGGCGGCAGUUUGCUGCUGAGGAGAUAACUGAAAUGAAGGGGCACCUCAUGAAAUACCCUGUCGAGGUCGAUGAAAAAGGCAAGGUGAAGUCUCUUCCAGGAUGUGAAACUUUUCUAGAUGUCGGAGGAAUCAUCGUGGGAACAUUUUUUGCCAUUCAAGAAAAUCUUACCAUAUGAUCUCAUUCAUCAGAGCUAGGAAUCCCGCAUGUCCAACGAGCAGGUUCAAUCACAUAUUACAGUAAUAUUGGUGCAAAACCAACACCGGAUUCUUGAUUAUUGUACGAUGCUGAUAUUUAUGCCUUUUUGGCCUCUUCUUUCACCUGUAAUUUUUCUGAAGGUUCAGUUUACAUCAUUUGUACAUUAUCCAUUAGCAUUUUAAUCAUGAUGAAGAAUAUCAAAUCUCUACUGUAAAUCCUUCGAACAGCUAUUAUCUUAGAUAGUUUAUAAUUUGCAAAGAUGGAAUAUUCUCUCUUUGUCGAUUGAAAAGUUA
Magnolia sinica is the source of this 3906-nucleotide messenger RNA. RefSeq names its product phospholipase D gamma 1-like. The record is from RefSeq and is a predicted model, not a curated record. The transcript is spliced from 10 exons. Gene Ontology annotation, molecular function: D-type glycerophospholipase activity. Lineage: Eukaryota; Viridiplantae; Streptophyta; Magnoliopsida; Magnoliales; Magnoliaceae. Gene Ontology annotation, cellular component: plasma membrane. Bases 390 to 3593 code for a protein of 1067 amino acids. Gene Ontology annotation, biological process: phospholipid catabolic process.